Callorhinchus milii (elephant shark) is the source of this 9123-nucleotide messenger RNA. RefSeq names its product E3 ubiquitin-protein ligase Itchy. The record is from RefSeq and is a predicted model, not a curated record. The transcript is spliced from 24 exons. NCBI's taxonomy places the organism in Eukaryota, Metazoa, Chordata, Chondrichthyes, Chimaeriformes, Callorhinchidae. Gene Ontology annotation, molecular function: protein binding; ubiquitin protein ligase activity. Bases 251 to 2890 code for a protein of 879 amino acids. Gene Ontology annotation, biological process: protein K29-linked ubiquitination; ubiquitin-dependent protein catabolic process; protein K48-linked ubiquitination.
CACCGCCCCCUCUCACCUCACCAGGGGAGAGUCAUGUGAUCGGGGAAGGCGCUGCAAGAUGGCGGCGGCGGCGGCGUCGUCGGCGACGGAGUGUGGUUGGUCGUGGUGAGCGGCCGCGUUUGUGGCGGCCCGGAGGCCAGGCGGAGAGAGAAAAGAAGAGGAGAAGGACGGAGGGCGGAGUUGUGUUCGUGGCUGAGAGAGAGAGAGCCGUCAUAUCGCGGAUAUUUCAGGCAUCAUAAUCACUUGAGCCAUGGCCACAAAUGGUCCACAGUUGGGGUCAGUAAGCAGUCACACGAUGAAGUCACAGCUUCGCAUAACAGUUAUCUGUGCGAAGCUCAGGGAAAAUAGGAAGAACUGGUUUGGACCCAGUCCCUAUGUGGAGUUGGCAGUCGAUGGCCAGUCAAAGAAAACAGAGAAGGUUACCAACACACACAACCCAAAGUGGAAACAGCACAUCACAGUGAUUGUAACGCCAUUCAGCAAGAUCAACUUCCGAGUGUGGAGCCAUCAGACACUGAAGUCCGAUGUUCUGUUAGGAUUUGCCACUUUGGACGUCUGCAGCACCUUAAAGGCCAACGACAUGAAAUUCAACGAUGUCAUUAUAAGAUUAUCACUGGCUACUGACCGCGAUUCUGAGGAAGUUGUUGGGGAGCUUUUAGUGUCGCUGGACGGGCUUUCUGUAGAUCCAGAGGUCCUAUGUAAUGAGGAUACAGCAGCAGCAGGCAGCUCACAAAGUGGAAUUAAUGGAAAUAGCAGUGAGGUUCAUGUAUUAAAUCCAUCAAGUGUGAAUGGGGAUGCCAUCUCACAAGGCUCAUCAGAAGCGGGGACGAGUGAAGGACUUACUGUGAAUGGCAGAGUUACUCCUUCACCUUCUCCCAAAACAUCAAAGCCUUCCAGACCUCCCAGGCCCACCCGACCUCCGCCUGCAACCCCAGCCAGACCUGGUAGCGUUGUGGUGACAGCCAGUGCAAACGGACAUUCUUCAGGUCCCUUGGAGAACGUCCCGUUGUCUGACAAUACCUCGCCUGCAGCUGACACUGUGCCUGAGGCUGCUACCUCUACAAGUGUACCUGGAGCCACAGAAAGCGGCCGCUCUCCACAUCCACCACCACCACCACCACCAGUUUCUCCUAAUGAUCGACCGUUGAGCUCAGUCAACACAGGUUCACUGGCCCCAGGCUGGGAGCAGCGAGUGGAUCAGCAUGGCAGGCUGUAUUUUGUAGACCACAUUGAAAAACGCACAACAUGGGAAAGGCCACAGCCAUUACCCCCGGGCUGGGAGAGGCGGGUCGAUGAGCGAAACCGCAUUUACUACGUCGACCACAUGACAAGGACAACCACAUGGCAGCGACCGACAGUGGAGUCAGUCAGGAACUUUGAGCAGUGGCAGUCACAGAGAAACCAGCUUCAGGGAGCAAUGCAGCAGUUCAACCAGCGCUAUAUAUAUUCGUACCCCGAGCAGGUAGUGCAGCCUGAAUUUGACCCACUCGGCCCAAUGCAAACAGGAUGGGAAAAACGAACAGACAGCAAUGGGAGAUUGUAUUUUGUAAACCAUCUAACACGUACCACUCAGUGGGAGGAUCCCAGGACUGUGGGUAUUCUGAAUGAGAAGCCCUUGCCAGAUGGGUGGGAGAUGCGCUUCACAGUUGAUGGUGUUCCAUACUUUGUGGAUCACAACAGAAGGACUACAACGUACAUUGACCCGCGCACUGGAAAGUCCGCUCUAGCAAAUGGUCCAAACAUUGCGUACGUGCGAGAUUUCAGAUCCAAAGUUUCCUAUUUCAGGUUCUGGUGUCAGCAACUGGCUGCACCUCAGCACAUCAAGAUAACUGUGACGAGAAAAACCUUGUUUGAGGACUCGUUUCAGCAGAUUAUGAGCUUUAACCCUCAAGAUUUGCGGAGACGACUGUGGAUCAUUUUCCCAGGAGAGGAAGGUUUAGAUUACGGCGGUGUGGCAAGAGAGUGGUUCUUUCUGCUUUCCCACGAAGUUCUGAACCCCAUGUAUUGCCUCUUUGAGUACGCUGGCAAGGAAAAUUAUUGUUUGCAGAUCAAUCCAGCAUCCUACAUCAACCCAGACCAUCUGAAAUAUUUCCGGUUCAUCGGCCGCUUCAUAGCCAUGGCAUUAUUCCACGGGAAAUUCAUCGACACGGGAUUCUCCCUGCCGUUCUACAAGCGAAUGCUGAGCAAACCCAUUCAAACCAAAGACUUGGAAUCUAUCGAUCCAGAGUUUUACAACUCUCUCAUCUGGAUAAGGGAAAACAACCUGGAGGAGUGUGACCUUGAAAUGUAUUUCUCAGUCGACAAGGACAUUUUAGGUGAAAUUAGAACUCAAGAACUGAAACCAGGCGGCAACAAUUUGUUGGUCACUGAAGAGAACAAAGAGGAGUACAUUGGGCUUGUAGCUGAGUGGAGACUAUCACGCGGGGUUGAGGAGCAGACACAGGCCUUCCUGGAGGGAUUCAAUGAAGUGCUUCCCUUACAUUAUCUUCAGUCAUUUGAUGCUAAAGAAUUGGAGGUGCUGCUUUGUGGAAUGCAAGAAAUCGACCUGAACGACUGGCAGAGAAACGCAAUCUACCGUAACUACAACAGGAACAGCAAACAGAUAAUCUGGUUCUGGCAGGUUGUAAAAGAGAUGGACAACGAGAAACGAUUGCGUUUGCUCCAGUUUGUCACAGGGACCUGCCGCCUGCCUGUCGGUGGUUUUGCUGAUCUCAUGGGGAGCAACGGCGCUCAGAAAUUCUGUGUUGAAAAGGUGGGGAAGGAAAACUGGUUACCCAGAAGCCAUACUUGUUUUAAUCGCUUGGACCUGCCACCGUACAAAAGUUACGAGCAAUUGAAGGAAAAGUUGCUGUUUGCAAUUGAAGAAACAGAAGGGUUUGGACAGGAGUAGCCACUGUACAUAAUAGCAGUGGCCACGAGAGUAUUGUACUGCUUGUCUAUCGGGGGAUUCUUAUAAGCGCAGGAUGGAUGGAUUUGUUUCUCCUGCCUUUCUUUGCAGUAGACAUCUGUUUUUCCAGCCGUGUUGGGACAUUGCCGGGAAUCCCUGUGGGCAAUGGCUGAAAGCUUUGUCUUGGCUUUGUCUGUACUUACAAGCUGAGGAAUCUAAUCUAUUGAGGAAAAUUGUACCCGCUUAUAAUAGAAUUAAUGCGCUGUGAUAAACAGUAUCAACUGUGUUCGUUUGUGUAGUACAUGGAAGAGCAGCCAAGCUGAUCCCACUUACUGCUGACAGUAAUUUUAAGAGUAAGAAGAGUGUGUGGGGGAUGAGGGAGGGAAAGAGAGCAGAGGAGGGGGUUGUAAUUAGUGGCAUUUUAAAAUUGACCCACAAGUCAAGCUGGAGCAUUUGACCCACCACUAACUAGGAGCAUGAGGUAAUCAACAGCUUUGCCAGGAAGAUCGCUGCCAUCUCAAUCCUUCAAUUUUUCUCUCUCUCACUUUCAUUCUCGUUUGUAUCACAUCCCCUCUUCUAUAGCCAUUACAGCUACUGCCUUUCCCUCCACCUGACCCCCACUCCCCCAGAGGAAAGGUGUAUUUAUAUUUAUAUUCUUUACCCUUAGGUAAUUCCUUUCCUGUGAUUUUUUAAAAAAACGCAUGAUUUGAUUAAGGUCAAAGGGUGAGCUAAAAUAGUGAGCUCCCUUCUUACAGCGUCGCUUAAAUUUUGAAGGAGCGCUGCUUGGUGAACAGUUGUCUACUCUUAAUAACUUGGAUUCCUGCACUUCUACUGAAUGGAUGACGAGGGGGAGUGUCAUCCCUCAAUGCAAGUUAUUUUGCUCCGGUUGUAGUUGAACCCUGCUAUCUCAGAGAUACGUCACUCUCCCUCUGCAUACUUCCGCCUCCUCCCCACCCAAUCGCUGUAAAAAGGUUAGUUAGAAAAGAAAGGCUUUGGCCCUAUAUUUUUAAAAAGAAUGACAAAAGUAGAUCAAUCAUUGCUCUAGUUUUAUAGAGCGUGGUUGGCAAAUAUUUUUGUGGUCUGUUGCGCUGACUGACACCUCUGAUUCAGGAAGGGCUGCUGUAUAAUAAAUAUGUCUCCAGUUAGAGGUUUCUGACGUUCAAUGUCUUUAGCUCGUAUGUCUUUCUUGCCAUUGAAACUUCCUGAAUAACUUCUUUUCAGAACAUCUUAGUGGCUGGCCCUCACCUGGGUUUUAGCUUGAACGCUCCAUCCUCACUUAGACGUGUGUUUGCAAUAGGGUUCUUAAGACAAAAUGUGGACAUUUUAUAAAUUAGGCUUUUAUAAAUUAAUUUAUUUGGAAUUGAAGAAGAUCUCAUCACUUCUUUAAAGGGCGUGUGUGUGUGAACAGAGUCACUAGUUUGAGGUUAAAUGAUCUUUAUGAAACACUUUUUCCAAUUUCACACCUCACGCUUCUUUGAAAGCGUCCAAUUCCUUUCAUUCUAUUGGGGUGCGUUCUCUGAAGGUCAAGCCCCCUCCACCACUCAUUGCCCUAUAUUUCAUGGAGGAAUCUGACAGCUGCAGGUAUCAGCUGAGCCCAAUCCUGAUGUCUCCUGACCUCCACACUUGAACUAAUUUUUGCGCUAUUGCUUUACAAAUUCCAGUGGAGCCUUUGUGCUUCUUAUUCUGGCUUGGUGCGGUUGAGGAGUAAUGUAGACAACUCUCGGGAGCAGAAACCCUGGCUGAUCAUCCCCUCGCUAACCCAGGGAGACUGGGGUCAAUUGCAGCAUCCCUCCUGCAGCUGUCCUGGCAGAUCAGCUGAUGCAAACUUGCAGCCGUCGCCACCUGGAGCAACCUGGAACGAGUGCAAAAGGGAGUUACUUCAAACACUUAAGGCUGACAGGUUUUUGUUUGAGCAAAAUACAUAAAGGCAACACAGCUUAUCCAGACACGAUCAAUUGUCUUAAUUUGCAUUGUGCAAAUCUUACCAAGCAGUUUUGGGGCAAGAGAUGAGAGCUAUGCUCUGCACAUCCUGUAUACAAUAGAACAGUGAUGGUCAGCCAACCAAAUAAUUUUUUUCCUGAUCGAAUAUUUCUUCAUUUAUGGCCACACUGUAAUUAUUGAUUUAACACCGACUUGCCUAGAUUGGUUUGAACCUUUUUGAAAGUGGAAUGUUAAUGUGCCACUGGCUUUGCAAUUUAGCCCAUCCAGCUCAGCGCACACAUUCAUUGACUACGUCCUGCUCGUUUACUUGUUAGUGGUCGGAGGGGACUGGAAAUGAAGUCAGUCUUUUGCUGUACGGACCCAACUAAAUGUUCUGCGGAAGGUGUUCUAGGAAGUUUUGGUGCUUGUGUACGUGUGAGUUUUAGCUUGGUCUUUGUAAAAUGCACGUAAUGUUUGCCUUUUCUGCUCAGGUGGGUUUACCCUUUCAACACUGGAAAACUGUCUCAAAACCACUGUUUGUCCUUUUUGAUAUGAUUGUGCUUUUUUUAAAAGGAAGAAAAAAAACACUCCAUCUUUAAUUAUGUUUCCGUUCUCUCCCCCCCGACCCACCCCCAUUCCUGCCCCGCUCCCUAAGGCAAUGAAUUUUAAGGAAUGUAUUUCAAUUCAUUUUAAGGGGGCAAAGGGAUUAACUUGUGAGUUGGAUUUAUGUUUACACUCACUCUUAAGGGUAGAUAGAGACGUGACCCAAAGAGUAGCCUGGGAUGAGCUACUUCCUUUGAGGAAAGAAAAUUUGUGGUUGGAAUUGCAUGGAGUAGUAACAUUUCAUUUUCCCAUUAUUUUAGCAAAUUGCUAGGAGAAAUCUGAAUCUCAUUUUCUGAGACUGUGGUUCCUUAUUGACUGCGAUUAUAAUUUGGAUGGAGUUGGCUUUUAUUUUUCAAUUAAUUGAAAUUAAAUGUUUUUCAAAUGGAAGCCUAUGUAUUCAGCCAUAAUAAAUCAGAACUGGGUAGUGUAUGUGUGUGGGUGGGUGGAUUUACUGUAAGUGUAUGUACUUUACAACACUCUGUAAAUUAGUUCAGAAAUGAAAUGGCCGUUUGUAAUCUGUCUGGCUUGAGUUUUAGGUCCUGCUUGUGUCUUGAAUUCGACAUGUGAAGCUUCAGUUCAGGAGAUCAAAAUUCAUUCUCAAAUUAGGGUUUUUAAUGUAAUUUUCAGGAUUUCUCUUGAUUGUAUCAUAAAAAUGUACAGUAUCGAAUGUAGAUAGAUUAUUUUUUCGUUUGUUGAUAAAUCUGGUAGUCUUGAUGAAUUUUAAAAUCCUGUUAGAAAUUGUUACGUCUUCAAUAUGAAUGUCAGGCUUUACCUCUGAUUCACUGCUAUCCCGUAACUGAGUGUAAAAGCACGCACCUUUCCACCUGAGCCGUAGAGACCAGCUAGGUCCUAGCGUCAGUCUUUUAUGCUGGUUUCAGCAGGCGAUGUGGAAAUGGUCUGACGAUUAGCCUCUGUACACCUUGGCCUCGGGAACAGAAAAUCUCAAACAGUCAUCCUGCUCCUGACUACAAUCCACUAACCCUCUGGGAAAGUAUGUAUGGGUGUGAAUAUUGGGUCGGGACAGGAUCGGUCUGACCUGCAAUGCUCUAAUGAUAAAAUAACCUAAUAAUCUGGCUGGUCUCGCUAUCACUCAUGAAGAGCUGACAUUUGGGCGAGGUACCAAAUAAUUGCCAGGAUCCAUGGAAUUCAACCCCCAGCAGAAGAACAUACUGGCGGAGGGGGCGAAAGAGUGGAAAAACAACCCUGACUUGUAAUCAAGUCUCGGGAGGGGGGGAGGGGUGCUUACACAAACCAAGACCGAAUCUGGCUUCAGGAAUGGCUUAGUUUCUCUAUUCCUCCACCCCCCCACCCCCUGCCCCAAAAUCUGUUCCUCUGAAACUCGGAUUAAAAAGUAGGGCUGGGUUUGAGUCCAGUAUUUUGACACACCAUAGAGGCAUAUGUACCUCCCCUUAGUUAUCUUGCUGUUCAAACCUGGUUCUCAUUCUCUCUGCCCUGAAUAUUGUUUUGCGAAUUAUGUAGUGUUCAGUUCACCCCAGUGGCUGGAAUUCUAAUGUAUAGCGUAAUAUAAAGUAUAAUAUAUUAACUCCCACUAAAUGUGAAUAAAUGGGCAAACAAUUGCAUUGGUUUCUGAAUUACGAUUGCUCUGCUGUGCAGCAUUGCUGGUGUGUUAUAUAGCCACCAAUCUACAAAGUUGCAGAAAAAGAAAAAAAAGUGUUCCUGUUUCUUCAGUGGGUUGUGCAAAUGUACUCUACCCCAAAACAUCAGUGUGGGUCUGGGAUUAUUCCAUACCGUAAUACCAGCCUUUCUGGUUGACUAAUUGGAUCUUUUUCUCUCGUCCAAAAUGGAGUGACCCUGUUGUACAUGUGUGAUAACCUGUCCAUUUUUCAGCCUAUAGCUGAAUUCAAAAUCCUUGCUGUUGUAACUGAGUAACUCAAAACUCCUCUCUUUGGGGCUCAAAACUAAUAGCCUUGGAGGGAAGAGUAGGCAUCCUAAUGUGAACUGGAUUUCUUACCCCCCCCCCCCCUUCUAGUCUGGUUGAACUUGCUCAAACUGCAGGUGUGUAUCACACACUCCUGUGACUUUAACUUCCUUUAUACUUUCUUUAUCCCCCCUACCUACCCCAAAAUAAUAAUAAUCCUUGCAUUUGAUACAGCGCCUUAUCACAUCAUUGAAAAAUCUCAAAAGCGCUUCACAGAAUAUAUUGUAAAUUGGAUUGGUUUUGUGGGCAAAACAAAAAAAGGACAGUAAGUUACAUAACAGUGGCAGGGGACUUUACAGUAAAUACCACACCACUGAAGGAGGAACACUAUUAUGGCUGAAUAGGUGCUGCCUUUAUUCAGAAAUUAACUGGAAGUUGGAGCAACAGUGACUGCAUGUUGUAUGGAAUUGUGUGUUAUUACCUUACCCACUGUGAACACAACCCAGCUUUCCAUCCUAUCCGCACAGUGCUUUUGACAUCUGAUUGUGGUACGGAGACCCAUUGGGUAGACAUGAUGGGGAGAUGAGACGUGUUUGGGUAUCCAAUGGAUGUAGAGUUUAUAUACAUUGGGUUCUUUUUUCUUUAAAAACUUGUGAAUUUGCGUUGGGUAUCUUUCCAAAGGGUGUGGGGAAGAUAUGAAGCUGUUUUUGUGUGUGUGUGUGUGUUUGCGUUCUUCACGUAACUAUUUUGCUUAAAACAUCAAAGUGAAGCAAACCUCUCCUGGUGAAUUGGAUUUAUUGUUUAGCAAACUCUUCAGCAGGUGUUUGUGCACCAGGUUUUGUCAACUCUUGAGUUGAACCCUGCUGGUUUCUGAUCCUAACCACAAAUGUUCAGAAUUGACCAUCAGAAAUCAACUGGAAUAUAUUUCUGAUGCCAUCCAUCUUUUAUACCUUGGCCACCCUUUGCCCCCUUCCCCCCCCCCCCAACCACACACACACACACACAGUGGAACCCUAAACACUGCAAAUUUUAUGGAUAUUGUUUUUUUUUAAAUAGCUUUAUAAUUACAUUAAAUGUAAGUUGUUAAAUCCACAUUAAAUAUUUUAAAUACAAGAAAAACACACACAGAGGCACAAUAAGAGUUUGAAAACAUUGCCCAUCUUAAAAAAAAAGUUUAUAAACUAUUUUCCCUUUCUAUUUUUCUCCCCUUCACAGGCACAUGCAUAGUAUCCUACCUCUAUAUGGUGCAGUCAAUGCUGUCCCACCUUAACCCAAUAAAAUAUAUAUUGAAAUCCUUCCUUUUGUGUAUUUAAAUAUUUUUUUGGAGUGGGGGGAGAUUUCCUGAAGUGUUAAAUUUGCCUCAAAUACUCAAAAAUCCAUUGGAUAUCUAUCAUCAGUCUAGGAUUCUUUCACUCAUACCCACCAUCCAAGCCAACCCUGUGAUGCAUAAAUAAAUAGCACUGACAUCAUACUUUGAUUUUUUGGAGAUUUUUAAAAAAUUGAGUAUUUACAAGUUCUGUAAUAGAAGUCUAAUAGAUGGCACUUCUGAAAGAGCUGCAUAAUUUAGACAUUUAUGUAAUUGUUUCUUUGACUUUAAGCCUAUAUCAAGUGUCUAAUUUUGACUUGUAUGAUAACUGAGGUUUGUAAAUCAUGUUAAUAUUUCUGUGUUUCUUUUUUUUAAGUAAAGCCUGACUCAAUCUUUUGAGAAAUGGAUGAAGGCUAAUAAAGUUAAUUUAGCCUCUCGGUGAAUGCUUCUUAUCCCGUUUACCUGUGUGUAAAAAAAGUUUAACUGUAAAAAAAAAUAAAAAUUGCUCUUAACUGUACAGACAUCAUA